Molecule: messenger RNA, 649 nt
Organism: Habropoda laboriosa
Lineage: Eukaryota; Metazoa; Arthropoda; Insecta; Hymenoptera; Apidae
Product: ninjurin-1-like
Exons: 3
Coding region: 165-608 (147 amino acids)
Biological process (GO): cell adhesion; tissue regeneration
Cellular component (GO): membrane
Source: RefSeq, a predicted model, not a curated record
UUGCCCUGUCCCAAUCGAAUGUCCAUCGAGUUCACAAGGUAAAUAAACAUUAUUUGAGAGUCGACGCCUUAUUGUCUCGGAUCAAAGAUCGAAAACAACGAAAAAUACCGUGUAUUUUGUGAGACUAGGAGGGAACAAAUCGGAAUUAAUGCAAGAGUGAAGCCAUGAGCGCAAAUGAGAAAAAAAAUAAAGUGGACGUAGAGGAGGUAGUGGUGCAACAAUCAUUCGAUACGACGGACAAGAAGUCUCAGGCAUUCAAACAAUCGGACACAUACGCCGCUAAAAAAACCGUAGCGCAGGGCAUGAUGGACCUUGCUUUGAUCACCGCGAACGCGAAUCAAUUAAGGUAUCUAAUCGAAUAUCAAAGGGAGAGUUCGACAUUUUUCUUAAUUAUGGGUUUGAUUACUGUCAGCCUGUUUCUUCAGGUGGCCGUGGGCGCCUGUUUGAUUUGCAAAGGUCGGUUCGACAUAAAAGGACAAUCGAAAUCGAGAUUGGCUAACAGAAUCAAUAAUUAUAUAGUGUUUGCUGUUUUUCUCAUUACAGUUAUAAAUGUGUUCAUUGCCGCGUUUAGUAUAUCCGUUUCGACAAACAUCACGACACAGCAAUAAUGUGUAAAUAAAAGAGAGUAUGCUUUUUGUACUGAUCUUCG